Molecule: messenger RNA, 3908 nt
Organism: Durio zibethinus
Lineage: Eukaryota; Viridiplantae; Streptophyta; Magnoliopsida; Malvales; Malvaceae
Product: putative inactive leucine-rich repeat receptor-like protein kinase At3g03770
Biological process (GO): protein phosphorylation
Molecular function (GO): receptor serine/threonine kinase binding; ATP binding; protein kinase activity
Source: RefSeq, a predicted model, not a curated record
CACAGUCCCCACUCAGCUUUGUCUAUUCUCACAAGAAAAACAAGGAGCUCCAUUAAUGCACUUCCCUCUUAAUCGCCUUAUCAGUCAUCUUUGAUCGUUUCUCUCUUUUGUACGGCACUUUUCAACUACCACCUUACAUUAAAUUUGCAGUCAAACCAGCAGGCAGGCGCCGUCCACUUCUCUUUAUAGCCCACUUCAAUAAUAUUACAGAAAUUUAGCCAAAGUAUUUACAAUUAACUUCAAGUUACCUUUUUUAACCUUGUUUUGGCUUCUGGGUUGUUGUUUAUUUUCCUAGAAAGUAGAUAGAUAAAGAGAGAGAUAGAGACAUGUUCAUUGGAUCAUGAAAGUUGCUUGUUUGUUAAUGUUCCCUUGUGUUUCUCUCCAUUGGGUUCCUUUCAUUUUUGACUGAAGUUAGUUAAAGUGUUGAACUUUUUCUUGGGAACAACACCUUCUUUGAUCUUCCUAAGUAAGAGUAUUUUCUUUAUGUUUUUCCUCCAACAUUUACUUGAGUUUCAGCUUUCCAUGUUUUUUAAGUAAGCUCCUGAAUUUGAUAAGUGUAAAAGAGAUUUGCCUUAGCAUAUAAACAGGAUUUGCAGUUCUCUACUCCAGUGAAAUUUCUCUUCUUGGGUUUGUAAUUAAAGGUUCAACCUUCAGGGCUUUUAUUCACCUCUUGAGACAUCUGGAAUUUGUUGCCUCACAAGCUUGUUCCAUGGGAUACUUUUACUUGUUUGUUCUAGUAUUGUUUUCAUGGAGUUGCUUUUUCCAGACUACUCAUGGAUUGCAAGCUUAUCAAACUCAACUUCUGCUGCAAGUAAGGAAGCAUUUAGAGUACCCUUCACAGCUGCAAAUUCUAGAUAAUUACAAUGGGGACCUCUGUAACUUGUCUGAGACAGCACAUGUUGUGAUAUCUUGCCAGGACAAUUUAGUCACUGAGAUUAAGAUUAGGGGAGAUAAGCUUGCUAAUAUUAGUGGAUUCAUUGGAUAUGCAAUUCCUAGUAAAACAUUGUCUGAGACUUUUUCCAUUGAUUCUUUAGUUACCACAUUGACAAGGUUAACCAGUUUAAGGGUACUUAGCCUAGUGUCGCUUGGAAUUUGGGGGCCACUUCCUGAGAAAAUUCAUAGGCUAUAUUCUCUUGAACUUUUGGACUUAAGCUCCAAUUUCAUGUUUGGCUUUAUCCCCCCUCAGAUAUCUAGAAUGGUUAAGCUUCAAACUCUAACGUUGGAUGGCAAUUACUUCAAUGAUACUAUUCCUGAUACAUUGGAUUCCUUAUCAAAUCUUACUGUUCUGAGUUUGAGGGGCAACCGGUUGAGGGGUGAGUUUCCUGCUUCAAUAAGCAGGAUUUCAAGCCUUACAGAUAUUGCACUGUGCCACAAUAAGAUUUCAGGUAAAUUGCCUGAUUUGAGUUCUUUGACUCGACUGCGUGUGUUGGAUUUAAGAGAGAAUCGGUUGGAUUCCAAACUGCCUGUCAUGCCCCAAGGAUUGGUUACAGCUCUUCUUGCUAAGAACUUAUUCUCAGGUGAAAUUCCUAGGCAAUUUGGCAUAUUGAGUCAUCUUCAGCACCUUGACUUAUCUUUUAAUCAUCUAAGUGGAACACCUCCCUCUGCCUUGUUUGAUUUGCCAAGCAUCAGUUAUUUGAAUUUGGCAUCAAAUAUGCUGAGUGGUUCACUUCCAGAGCAUCUAACCUGUGGUAGCAAACUUGGGUUUGUGGAUAUUUCUAGUAACAAGUUGCUUGGUGAGCUUCCUUCUUGCUUGAACGAUAAAUCAAAUAAGAGAGUAGUCAAAUUUGGUGGAAAUUGCUUGUCAAUUGAUGGCCAACAGCAGCAGCAAGGUUCCCAUUGUAAAGAAGCAAACACGAGGAAAAGUGGAAGAAAGAUAGCAGUAUUAGUUGCUGUUAUUGUUGGAUCUGUUCUUCUUCUGGUGCUUUUGGCAUUUGGGGUUCUUAUUCUGUCUCGAAAAUGCUGCCGAAGGCGGACUUUUGAAACUCAUAUAUGGCAAAAGGCUGUUCAAGAGAAUCCAAUAACCGGGGUUUCACCUGAAGUUCUUGCAAAUGCCAGAUUCAUCUCUGAAGUUGUGAAGCUAGGGGCACAAGGUGCUUCAGUAUGUCGACUUUUUCCCUUGGAAGAGUUGAAGGAAGCCACAAAUAACUUUGAUUCAUCAAUGUUUAUGGGUGAAGGCUCCACUGGGAAGCUCUACAAAGGAAGAUUGGAGAAUGGGACCUAUGUUGCCAUUCGAUCUUUGACUUUACUCAGGAAAUAUUCAAUUCAAAAUCUUAAAGUUAGGCUUGAUUUCUUCUCAAAGCUUCACCAUCCACAUUUAGUAGGCCUUUUGGGUCACUGCAUUGAUGGUGGCGUACAAGAUGAUUCCAGUGCAAACAAAGUCUUCCUCGUAUAUGACUAUGUGCCUAAUGGGAAUUAUCAUAUGCAUCUGUCAGAAAAUUGUCCGGAGAAGGUUCUUAAGUGGUCUGACAGAUUAGCAAUUCUAAUUGAUGUCGCCAAGGCUGUACAUUUUCUACAUACUGGGGUUAUUCCUGGUGUUUAUAAUAACCGAUUGAAGACGAAUAAUAUAUUGCUGGAUGAGCAUCGAAUAGCAAAGCUAAGUGACUAUGGGAUGUCAAUUAUCAUGGAAGAAAAUGACAAACUAGAGGCAAAGGGAGAAGGCUUAAUGUCUAGCCAAAGGAAAAAUUUGGAGGAUGAUGUUUACAACUUUGGAUUUAUAUUGCUCGAGUCUCUUGUUGGGCCUAUAGUGUGUGGAAAAGGAGAAACGUUUCUUUUGAAUGAAAUGGCAUCCUUUGGCAGCCAGGAUGGCCGAAAGAAAAUUGUGGAUCCAACUGUGUUAACCACUUGCUCACAGGAGUCGUUAUCCAUAGUGGUAUCUAUUACAGGCAAAUGCAUAUGUCCUGAACCAUCAUCUCGGCCAUCUUUUGAGGAUGUUCUUUGGAACUUGCAGUACGCAGCUCAAGUUCAGGCUGCAGCUGAUGCUGAUCAGAAAUCGGAUUCUACAUAGUUAAUUUUUAAUAUGGUUAGUGCACACCUGAUGUUCAUUUGUAGAAACAUGCGGACACUGCUCAGAUAAAGCUCUUGGAAGGUGCUCUGGUGUAAAAAACGAGUAAGGUCCUAUAUUUAGCUGCACUUCCUGAGAAAUGUAAAGUUGUAAAUGUCUUUUUCUAGACCUUCUAAAUGGAAAAUUUUUGGUAAAAUAGAUGUCUUUCAUACAUUUUUGUUAUAAGAAAGCUACCAUGGCCAUAGGCAACAAGGAAAUGGCACCAAAUACUGUUUUUGAACAAUCUCUGGUAGCUUAGUUCAAUGGUCUGUUCUGAUUUUUAUCCAUUUCAAAGAAAAAAGCUUUCCAUAUGAUGAGAUUUUGCAUAUGCAAAUCUUCUUGACUUGCAAAGAUGGAUCAAAAAAUUUUGUUUUCAACAUCAUUUCUCAAAGGAGAUAGAAGUUCUUACAAUCAUUAUGAACAAUUGCAGAGCUUCUUAACUACUUCACAACUAGAAGUAUCUGUAUCAGUUAUAACUGACAUACCCUGCAAUAUCGAAAAGCUUCUGUGAUUUCAUCUUGUCUUGGAAGGAUCUUCAAAUAUACCCCAGCAGAAGCAGAAACCAGUUCAUCACAAUCAUUAUGCUCAUUGCUUUCAAAUUCAGGCAAAGUUCUCAAGCUUCGUGUUCUGGUAGGUUUAUAAUUAUCUGCAACCAAUGGCUUGCCAUUCCUAGUUGAAAAUCAUACAUGCUUUUAAAAGCUUCAAGCUGCUCAGGAUACCCAACAAUCAUCACCAAAAAGCAAAGCCUUUACAAGCUGGUUUGUUCUUGACACAACUAGCCAAUAAAACUCAAUUGAAUGUCACAUUUUUAUACUUACUAACAGCCUUUCCUAAGGUUAUAUGUCCCAUUUCUUUCAUGCAGAAAGGG